Messenger RNA from Drosophila navojoa, 716 nucleotides. It is a transcript of the gene inv, whose product is annotated as invected. The record is from RefSeq and is a predicted model, not a curated record. Gene Ontology annotation, molecular function: DNA-binding transcription factor activity, RNA polymerase II-specific; RNA polymerase II cis-regulatory region sequence-specific DNA binding. Gene Ontology annotation, biological process: neuron differentiation; regulation of transcription by RNA polymerase II; multicellular organism development. Lineage: Eukaryota; Metazoa; Arthropoda; Insecta; Diptera; Drosophilidae. Gene Ontology annotation, cellular component: nucleus.
CACAGCGCUGCAAGUUUUUAUUGUGUCAAAUUUGAGCAGCAAGCAAUGAAAAAUUUAACACGCUAUAAAUCACAAUUUUCACAAAAAGGGAAAUGCCCAGCCAAGAAACAGCAGCAACAACAACAGCAACAGAACAGAUUUUCCACCAGCAAUUGUUGCAGAACACAAGUGAAUAGCAGGAGCAGGAGCAGGAGGCGGAUGAGGGCCAUUGGCAACCUGCCAACCCCUUGGCAAUGUCCUUGCUACGCCUUGGUAUGCAACUUGUGCCGGCUUAUCUGCCCAGCAACAUGCGUUCCUGGACUGGGUGGUUGCUCGACCCUUGCUCUGCCCCCGCGCCUCCUUUCGCUGUCGAUGACGAGGCAGAAGUCGUGGCGUCGUCUCCUGGCUGUCUGACAGGUUCAAGGUCGAAGUCCACGCACUCGCAAGCCCAAGAAGCCAGCCGCAUCGAGCGCUGCGGGCAGCAGCAGCGGCGACAACACGAGUUUAACGAGAAUCGCUACUUGACGGAGAAGCGACGCCAGCAGCUGAGCGGGGAGCUGGGCCUGAACGAGGCGCAGAUCAAGAUCUGGUUCCAGAACAAGCGAGCCAAGCUGAAAAAGUCGAGCGGCACCAAGAAUCCGCUGGCGCUGCAGCUGAUGGCCCAGGGCCUCUACAAUCACUCCACAUCCCCCUCUCGGCGCACGCGACGCGAUUUGCCCAAUCGGAUGCGGAUGUAG